AUGGCGGACCAACCCUCGACCCAGGCACAAGGGCAGCCGAGCAGCCAGCCGCAGCCGGCAAAGACCGCCGCGGCCUUGGCUGCAACGCAAUCGCCUGCGAAGCACAUCAGCUCCUCGAUCCCCGUCGGCUUGAACGAGGCCGCCCUUGACUCGCCUUCCUUUCGUGCCGCCUCGGCGCACUUUGGAGACCAGACCGAGGCUGUAGAGCGGUGGCUUGAUGCCUACGUCAAGAGCGCGUCUAGGCUGGUACUGGAUGCCACCUCGCUCGAGGAAACUAUCAACAACUACAUAUCCAAAACGUCGCCCGCUCCCGCCGUGGCGGAUGGUGUCAUCGAUACGGACUUUACACUUCUCGCCCUCAAGCGGGCCGGCGACCUGGCACGCGAGCGAUGGUCCCAAUUCUUGGCCUCGACGCGCCGCAUCGAGACGCUCUCGGUCGAGCCUAUCCGCAAUUUCAUGUCGGGCGAGCUGAGGGUGUUCAGGGACGCCCGUAGACAGCUAGACCAGGCCCAGCGCAGCUUCGAUACCGCCCUUGCCCGCUACAUGGCGCAGUCCAAGAUCAAGGAGCCCUCGGCCCUCCGCGAGGAUGCCUUUGCCCUCUACGAAACCCGCAAGUCCUACCUCAAGUCGUCCAUGGAUUACUGCCAACUCGCUCCCCAAGUGCGCUACAGCCUCGACAAGCUGCUGGUCCGCGUUAGCGCUGAUAUCUGGCGUGAGAUGAUGCGUUCCAGUGACCCUGCCACCUCGUCGGCCAAAUGGGCCGAUGAGAUGGAUCGCAUACGUGGCUGGGCCAAGGAGCUCGAGUCGUCCGAAGCCGUGCUCAAACGUGAACUGCAGGCCGCCCGCCGAAGCAUAGGCGAGACCACCUUGGCCAGCGUCAAGCCAUCGCGUGAGCUCGAUGACUAUAGCGCCUCGACAGUGCCGUUCCUAGGAUCCCGCGGUCCUCUCAACCUGCGCACCGGCGAUCAGGCUUGUGUCAUCUCGGAGAAGCAGGGCUGGCUCUUCCUACGAACCAUCUCCGGGAAGCCCGCCAAGGUGAACUGGGUCCGCCGCUGGUACUACUGCCGCGAUGGCAUCUUCGGCUGGCUCGUAGCAGGACCAUCGGGUGUGCUCCAGGGCGAUGAGAUAGGUGUUCUGCUCUGCAGUGCCAAACCCGCGGUCCAGGAAGAGCGCCGUUUCUGCUUCGAGGUGAAAACAAAGAGCCAGACCCUGGUCCUACAGGCCGAGACUCAGGCCCAGCUCAUCGAGUGGCUCGAGGUAUUCGAGGUUGCCAAGAAACAGGCGUUCGAGGCAAGCCUGGGACGUGAUAACGCACAAUUCCCUGGCGGCAUUGAUCCUGCCUUCGCCAUUACUCCGCCGUCCGUUCCAGAGUUCUCGGCAAGGUCGCUCGACACACAAGUUGUUGUUGGCCUCGGGUUGGAUGAUGGCAGCAGCGCCAGCGCCGCCGGCGCCCCCCUGGAACGGACAGCCACGAUGGGGGUUCCUGGCUCGGACACUAUACCGUCUCGCCCCAGUUCUGAUGUUGGAAACCUCCCCCCUCCACGUCGUGCAAUAACGGCCUUGGGCCGAGAAGAAGGCGAAAGCAACCGGGAUCAUGCCACUCGCCUCAUGCGGAAGGCGCUUUACAACGCCGAGGCGGGUACCCCGGGAUCUGGUACCAUCGCCGGCCUGAUUUCAGCCAGUCACAACCUGGUCCCCGCAACCUAUGCCGUUGCCCCUCCGCAGCUGAGCAUAGGGUCGCUCCGGCCCGGUCAGUCCAUGGGUAAUGUGGUGGGCCGUCCUCGACCGGGGGGUCUAGCCCCGUUUACCUUUGCGAGGCCACCCUCGGCCACUGCUCUCAGCAAGAACGCAGUGCUGGUGAGCGGCGACAUGGGCAUGGGGACGGACCGCAGCCAGGCCAUGCCGACUGCGCUCAUGGCCAACUAUUGGGGAAGCAACUCCUGGGGGGCCAUGUAUUCAACCCCUGCCGAGACGCCCAUGCCCAAAACGCCCAUCGACGAAGAUCCAUUCGGGCCGCCUAUUUCGGUGCAAAGUCCGUCGGGGAACGUGACAUCCCCUAAAUUCCCUACUGGGUCGCUUCACAGGAAACCCCUCAGCGCAGAUGUUUCAACUCACUCGACACCUGCCGUUGUUGCCCAGGACGGCCCCGAAACAUUCCCUAAAACCUACCCGGCAGAGCUAAAACCGCACCACUCGCAGUUCAGGCUACUUUUCCCGAACGUGCCCGUCGAGGAGAAGCUCGUCUUGGUGUUUAACGCCGGUUGGUCCAGCUCGUCCGAGGACGGGACAAGCAACCAGAGCCUCGUCGGCGGUGGCCGAAUCUACGUCACGCCCGAUAACAUGUAUUUCUAUGGCUUCCAGAUGGGCCUGAUCACGGCCUACAAGGUCAGGCUUGACAUCAUCUCCGAGGUGACUGCCGCUCCAGGGAGGGAGUGCGACUUCAUCUUUCUCCACCUUGGCCACAACAUGAACGACACAGGGUUCACGAGGAUCACCAUCAAGGUGUUCCUGGAGAGUCUAACGUUGCUGCAUGCCCGGCUCAAUCUUUUAAUCGAUGACCUGCAGGCGGAGGAGCCCAUGGACAUCACAGGCCUGAUCCAGGCGCUCGUUAACCUCGAGAAGGAGGAUCUGCGUAGCAGGAGUCCCAGUGUAGAGAGCUGGGAGGAAGUACCAUCCAGUACACCUGCUGAUGACGGUACGCCAUCUGGCAGGGCUACUCACGACAGGAUGAUUGGCAGGCGUGCCGAGAAGCAGUUACAGGGCUCUGCAGGCAAGCUCCAGCUGCCCGCGCAUCCUGUAAUCUAUGAGCCUGAAGACAUGCAACAGAUGGUGGCAGAACGACACUUCGAGAUCAGCGCCAAGGCCUGCUUUCACGUGCUGUUUGGUGACAAGUCGUUCAUCUUCCCCAAGCUGUAUUUCGAGAGGCGGGCUAAGGAGAUUGCACAGGGGCCAUGGGAGCUGGCGGAUCACGGAAAGAUGAAGCGACACUUCCGGUUCAAAGUGGAGUGUCGGGACAUGCUGGGACGACGCAAGCCGGCCCAGGUCGAGGACACGCAGACGAUCGAGGUGUUCAGCGACCACGUUACGUACGUGGUCAAGCACGUCAAAACGCCAUGGCAUCUGCCUCACUCGGGAGCGUUCAAGCUGGUGACCAAGGUGGUAAUUACGCACCUGGCCAAGUCCAAGUGCAAGCUCGCCAUCUGGACCAAGGUGGACUGGUCUAAGACGCCGGCCUUCUCCAAGAACAUGGUGGAGCGGCAGGCGUCGGACGAUGCGGUGCGGGACGCAGAGGAGCUGGCCGAGGUGGCGACAGACCAGGUGCGCAGGCUGGGUCCACACAGCCGGACGAAGCGGGCGAUCCAGGUGUACGGCCAUAUCGGGCAGCAGACUCAGGUGGUCGUCUUCACGCCCGGCGAGGCGGGCUCCACCAAGAAGCCGCAGAUCAAGCCGCGGACACUGACCAACAUGAUCUUUGAGGUGCUCCGGUCGUUCAUGGAGAGCGUCGCGUCGAGCUUGAUGAUGUGGACCUUUGCGGGCUUCAAGAAGCUCUUCAGCAUCUUCUCGGCCAACCGCAUCAUCCUGGCGGUGCUGGCGGCCAGCGUCAUGACCAACGUCGUGUUCACCUCCAAGGAGAGCUCGACAUGGUGGGCAGAGCGCAAAGCAGCCAAGUUUAUGAACCGCAUCGGCGUCGGGCCCAAUGUCAUGAUGAGCAAGGCCAUUUACGUGGCAGACUUGGACCAGGCGACCGAGAGCUCGCUCGUGGCCAUCACCUCGAAACCGCCAGCUAGCGCAUGCUAUGAUAUGUUCCGUGGCAUUAUGAACUCAACGGAUAUGGACCUCCCGUAUCACAACGCAGGGUCAAACAUGCUCUCAGGGACUAGCAAAGCGGCAGCCCGACGUCUCCGGCGCACGAGGCAAAGGCUCGGCUCGUACCGGCACGAUCUAGUCGUUGCGAUGCGGGUCGUAAACAGUAUUGAGCGUGAGCUGAUACAGUCCGAGUGGGAGAACUGGCUGCUGGACGAGAAUCUGCGAUGCGAGCAGGUCAAGGUGAUGCUCGCAGGCAAUGGCGAGACGGGCAAAUCCCCAGACAAGGGAAAAGGCGGCAUUUUUGGCGACAGCAGCAAUGGCGACGGGGCACAGAAGGUGAUGCGGCCGAUCGACGAGCAGAGGAUCUCGGCGCUCAGGGUGUGGCAUGGCGACUAUUGCGGCAGCUGCCGUGCCGAUCAGGACUCCAUCCUCAAAAUGAGGGGGAGCCCCGAGGUUUUCGAGUAG
Messenger RNA from Gaeumannomyces tritici R3-111a-1, 4272 nucleotides. RefSeq lists its product as hypothetical. The transcript is spliced from 2 exons. The coding region runs from base 1 to 4272 and encodes 1423 amino acids. The record is from RefSeq and is a predicted model, not a curated record. Lineage: Eukaryota; Fungi; Ascomycota; Sordariomycetes; Magnaporthales; Magnaporthaceae. Gene Ontology annotation, molecular function: protein binding. Gene Ontology annotation, cellular component: endoplasmic reticulum; cytoplasm; plasma membrane.